AUGAGCCGUCAUCCUAGAGAAGAACAACAAGACAGCAUUGAAGCAGUCAUGAGCGAGUUCAGCAUUAAAAAUGCCGCACACUUGCAUCAAGUGCUGCGAGAAUGGAGAGAUGACCAGGAGCUGCUGCGCAGUAUGGCCGUGCUUCGGUGGCCGAUCUGGUACAAGCAAGAGAGUCGGCAAAGCACACCAAGCAGCCAGUGCAGUAGUGGCACAUCGUGGAAGAUUUUUCCCGACGCUGGUUCGACACGAAUACAAACUUGGAUGAAUGCAAGUGAGAUAGGCGAACGAAGAAGCCAGCGUUCACGUAAGUGUUUCGAUGAAAGCAGUGCGGCAUUGCAUGCGUUUGAUGUAAUGCUACACUGUGCCGAGCGCAUGCAAUGCCAGCUUCCUCGGUAG
Messenger RNA from Gongylonema pulchrum, 396 nucleotides. The record is from the annotation of a GenBank genome assembly. NCBI's taxonomy places the organism in Eukaryota, Metazoa, Nematoda, Chromadorea, Rhabditida, Gongylonematidae.